Messenger RNA from Salarias fasciatus (jewelled blenny), 11947 nucleotides. It is a transcript of the gene col12a1b, whose product is annotated as collagen, type XII, alpha 1b. Lineage: Eukaryota; Metazoa; Chordata; Actinopteri; Blenniiformes; Blenniidae. Gene Ontology annotation, molecular function: proteoglycan binding; extracellular matrix structural constituent; integrin binding. The record is from RefSeq and is a predicted model, not a curated record. The coding region runs from base 448 to 11103 and encodes 3551 amino acids. The transcript is spliced from 77 exons. Gene Ontology annotation, biological process: cell-substrate junction assembly; nervous system development; cell-matrix adhesion.
UCAUCAUCCCCUCCUCCUCCUCCUCCUGAUUCCCGUCCCGCUGCGGCCGCGGCGCACAGAAGCCCUUCAUCAGCGGAAAGGAAUGCAGAGAACUAUGUAAAAGUUUCCGAGUGUCUUUCAGGGGUUACGCAUCACUUUUCUGGCCCGGCUGGAUGUCGUAAGAGCUGGCGGCGGGGCAGGCAGAGCUGGGAGCAGCCCCCCUGUUAAGUAGCUGAUUGUGUGGAGACUCUUCCCACUUGGAAAAGCGGCUCGCCGACGCGUCUGGGAGCCCAAAAAACCCGACUCCACCGGACCACUUCACCUUCUCCCGAUAGUUUUUCCAUCCUGGGGGUUUACAACAAAGGCUUACAUCUCUCUUUUUUUAUUUUUAAUAUUUGGAAUCAAAGAAAACCCAUCAGUCUUCUCUUGUAGCUUCAUUCAUGCGCUGCUGAUCCAGAGGAGCUGAAGAUGAAGAGCAGGCUGUUUCUGGUGGCAGCUGCCCUCCUGGCGCUGCUGCUGUCCUCCACUCAGGCCCAGAACCGAGUGAACCCGCCGUCAGAUUUGAGGUUUAAGAUUUUAAAUGAGAACACGGUGCAGAUGAUCUGGAGCCGACCGCAGUCCACGAUACAGGGCUACAGAAUACAAGUGACCUCCGACACAGGAGAGCUAACGAAAGAAUUUACUCUGCCUGCGUCUUCGACGAAGACCUCCAUCUCGGACCUGAGUCCAGACGUGGAUUACGAAGUGACGAUCUCGGCGUACGCCGGAUCGCAGGAGAGUCUGCCCAUCUCCGGCCGGAUCACCAUUGAGUCAAGUGGCAGCUCCAGAGAACCUUCCAGGAAACCCGACCCUUCGGAAUCAGUCAAGUGCUCUGCGAGCGCCGUGGCCGACGUGAUGUUCCUGGUGGACGGCUCCUGGAGCGUCGGCAGGCCCAACUUCAAGUACGUCCGCAGCUUCCUGUCGGCGGCCGCCGGAGCCUUUCAGAUCGGCGAGGACAGGACGCGGGUGGGCGUGGUCCAGUACGGCGACGACGCCUCCACCGAGUUCCGGCUGGACCAGCACCUGACGCGCCCCGCGCUGCUGCGCGCCAUCAGCUCGCUGCCCUACAAGGGCGGCAACAGCAGGACAGGCAACGCCCUGGACUACCUCCUGAAAACUGCUCUCACCGAGGAGGCCGGCGCCAGGAAGGGUUUUCCCAAAGCGCUGGUGAUCAUCACCGACGGCAAAUCCGAGGAUCCGGUGGAGGGCUACGCCAGGCAGCUCCGGAGCAAGGGGGUGGAGAUCUUUGUGCUCGGUGUCCAACAGGCCGAUGAGGAAGAGAUGAAGCAGAUGGCCUCCACCCCUCACAGAACCCACGUCUACAGCGUCGCCAACUUCGACCAGAUCAGGAACGUGCAGAAGGAGCUCAUCACACAGAUGUGCGGAGGCGUUGAAGAUCAGCUCAACUCCCUCGUCAGCGGAGAAGAAGUCAUCGAGCCCGCCUCCAACCUUCAAGUCCUGGAGGUGGCCUCAAAGUCCAUGCGGGUGACAUGGGAUCCCUCCAUCGGAGAAGUUUCCGGAUACAAGGUCCAGAUGGUUCCCAUGAUGGCCGGCAGCAGGAGGCAGGACCUGUACGUGGGCGCGGGCCAGACCUCGGUGGUGGUCAGAGAUCUUUCACCAGACACUCAGUAUGAGAUCAGUCUGUAUGCUCUGAAGGGUCUGAUGCCCAGUGACCCUGUCACGGUCAUGCAGAAGACUCAGCCAGUUAAAGUCUCAGUGGAGUGCUCUCUUGGUGUGGACGUACAGGCUGACGUGGUCCUCCUGGUGGACGGAUCCUACAGCAUUGGUCUGGCCAAUUUUGCCAAAGUCAGAGCUUUCCUGGAGGUGCUGGUGAACUCUUUUGACAUCGGACGAGACAAGGUUCAGAUCAGUUUGGUCCAGUACAGCAGGGACCCUCACACCGAAUUCUACCUGAACACUCACCACGACCUGAACGCAGUGGUCAAAGCGGUCAGGACUUUCCCAUACCGUGGUGGCUCCACUAACACCGGCAAGGCCAUGACCUACGUGAGGGAGAAGAUCUUCCAGACCAUCAGAGGGGCGCGUGCCAAUGUUCCCCGAGUCACUAUCCUCAUCACUGAUGGCAAGUCGUCCGACGCCUUCCAGGAUCCGGCCACCCGGCUGAGGAACGCCGACGUGGAGAUCUUCGCCGUGGGUGUUAAGGACGCCGUAAGAAGUGAGCUUGAGGCCAUUGCCAACACUCCAGUGGAGACCCACGUGUACACAGUGGAGGAUUUUGAUGCCUUCCAGAGGAUUUCCAAAGAGCUCACACAGUCCAUCUGCCUGAGAAUCGAGCAGGAGGUUCAGAAGAUCUUCCAAAGACAACUGACACAGCCGAGAGAUCUGACCUUCUCCGAGAUCAGCUCCAGGAGCUUAAGGGCCUUGUGGGGGAUCGACGCAAACAACGUGCAGUCCUUUCUGGUUCAUUUCAAGCCGGCCGACGACGUGGACGGACACUUCGUGUCCAUGUCCGUUCCCGGGAAUGACCUCACCGCAUUGUUGCCCCACCUCAACCCCCUCACCCGCUACGAAGUCAAAGUCUACGCCCAGUACGAGAAAGGGGACAGUCUACCUGUGACCGGCUAUGAAACCACUCUGGAAGAAAUGGGCUCCGUUCGCAACCUGCGAGUGUCUCAAGAGACGACCAACAGCUUCAGGGUGUCGUGGCAGCCGGCUCCGGGAGCCGUCAUCCUCUACCGCCUGACCUACGCACCUGUCGGGGAUGAGAGCUCUGUGAUGGAGACCACCACCGGCGGCUCGGAGACCACCACCGUGCUGCAGCGGCUGCAGCCCGAAACCACCUACCGGGUCACCGUCACCCCCGACUACAACUCUCGCCCCGGCGUGCCGCUGCAGACCGACGGCACCACCAAACAAGAUGUUGGCCCUCCGAAAAACCUGGUCACCAGCGACGUGACGGACACCAGCUUCGCGGCGUCGUGGACGGCGGCGCCCGGGAACGUGAAGAUGUACCGCGUCCGGUGGAAGUCGCUGUACACCGAGGAGGCCGGAGAGAAAACGGUGCCCGGCGGCACGACCAGCACCGUGCUGGACGGCCUGACUCCGGAGACGCUCUACCAGGUGUCGGUGGUCGCCGCAUCCGACCGCAGAGAGAGCGAGCCGCUCACCGGGCAGGAGACCACUGAUGCCUCCGCUGCCGCUAAAAGCUUGACGGUAUCGGACGAGACGGAGCGAACCAUGAGAGUGACCUGGAUGAAGGCGCCGGGCAAGGUGGUCAACUACCGGCUGAAGUACGUCCCCACGGGCGGAGGCAAAGAGAUGGUGCUGAAGAUCCCCGCCACGGCCACCUCCACCGUCCUGAAGCGCCUGCAGCCCCGGACCACGUACCGCGUGGCCGUUCUACCCAUCUACAAGCGCGGGGAAGGAAAAGCAAGGCAAGGAGUAGGAACGACACUGUCGCCUUACAAGUCUCCCAGGAACCUGCAGACCUCAGAGCCAAGGAAGAACAGCUUCAGAGUGUCCUGGGAUCCGGCGCCGGGCAACGUUAAGGGAUACAAAGUGACCUUUCACCCCGUAGAGGAUGACGUGGAUCUGGGGGAGCUCCUGGUUGGGCCUUAUGACAACACGGUGGUUCUGGAGGAACUCAGGGCGGGAACCAAGUACUCUGUUGCGGUGUUUGGGAUGUUUGAUGGAGGGGAGAGUUUGCCCCUGGCGGGGGAGGAAAAGACGACCCUGGUGGAGGAUCCCGAGUCUCCCGCCAUCGCUCCUUCGGACACUCAGUGUAAGACCACGGCCAAGGCCGACAUCGUGCUGCUGGUGGACGGCUCCUGGAGCAUCGGCCGCAUCAACUUCAAGACCAUCCGCAACUUCAUCGGACGCAUGGUCAGCGUGUUCAACAUCGGGCCCGACAAAGUCCAGAUCGGUCUGGCUCAGUACAGCGGAGACCCGAAGACAGAAUGGCACCUGAACGCUCACCCCACCAAAGAGUCGCUGUUGGACGCCGUCGCUAACCUGCCCUAUAAAGGAGGGAACACCAUGACAGGAAUGGCUCUGAACUACAUCCUCCAGAACAACUUCAGGGAAAACGUGGGGAUGCGUCCGGACUCCCGUAAAAUCGGUGUCCUGAUCACUGACGGAAAGUCGCAGGAUGAAGUCAUCUUCAACUCUCAGAACCUGAGAAACAACGACAUCGAGCUGUACGCCAUCGGUGUGAAGAACGCCGACGAGAACGAGCUGAGGUCCAUCGCCACCGACCCCGACGAAAUCCACAUGUACAACGUCAACGACUUCCAGUUCCUGCUGGACAUCGUGGACGACCUCACGGUCAACCUGUGCAACAGCGUCAAGGGUUCAGAUGACGGUGAACUGGAGGCGCCGACCGGACUGGUGACCUCGGAGGUGACCCACCGCUCCUUCCGCGCCACCUGGACGGCGCCUGGCGGUCCCGUGGAGAAAUACCGCGUCACGUACAUGGUGGCUUCCGGAGGACCCACCCAGGAGCUGCUGGUUGACGGGACGGUGACGAGCGUGGUGCUGGAGAACCUGACUCCCCUGACCGAGUACCUGGUCAACGUCUACUCCGUGGUGGGCGAGCAGAGCAGCGAGCCCCUGAAGGGCACAGAGACCACCUUGCCGCUGCCGGCCGCGACCAACAUGAACGUUUACGACGAGACCAUGAGCACCAUGAGGGUGAGCUGGGACGCGGCGCCCGGCGCGACGGGCUACAUGCUGCUGUACAGACCCCUGAACGGCACCGCCGACCCGCAGGACAAAGAGGUGCGCGUUGGGGGAGACGUAACCAACACCCAGCUGGUGCAGCUGACUCCCAACACGGCGUACAGCAUCAAAAUCUACGCGAUGCACGGAGAAGCUGUCAGCGAGCCUCUGGAGGGGAGAGGAGUCACCUUGCCCAUGCCAGCCGCCGGCGCCCUGAGGAUCUCCGACGUUACUCACAGCACCAUGAGGCUUAACUGGGACGCCGCGCCCGGCGCCGUCCUCAAAUACAUCAUCACCUACAAACCGGACGAAGGAGACCUGAAGGAGGUUGAAGUUGAUGGCGGUACCACCACCACGGUCCUGACCAACCUCAUCUCCCAGACCGAGUACGACGUGGCCGUCACCCCAGUUUACGAGGAGGGACCGGCGGUCCCAAUGCUCGGAACCGCCAUCACCGACGUCGUUCCCGCCCCCAAGAACCUGCAGUUCUCCGAGGUCACCCAGAACUCCUUCAGAGCCACCUGGGAGCACGGGGCCCCGGACGUGGCCCUGUACCGCAUCGGCUGGACCAGGAGAGGGGAGGUCGACGAUUUCUCUGCCAUCCUGAGUAGCGAGGAGACCUCGCAUGUUCUGGAGAACCUGGACCCGGACACGGACUACACCGUCACCGUCACGGCCAUCUACCCGGACGAGUCGGAGAGCGAGGACCUGAUGGGGAACGAGCGCACACUGUUGAAGGCUCCAGACGUUCCUCCUCAGCCUCCGCGGAACCUGAGAGUCUUCAACGCCACCACGUCCUCGCUGGCCGUCAAGUGGGACCACGCCCCCGGACCCGUGCAGAGCUACAGGGUCACCUACAGCCCCACCGCUGGAGGAGAGCCGCUACUGGUGGAGGUCGGAGGGAAGAAGUCGACCACCACCCUGCAGAAGCUGCAGCCCGACACGCCGUACUCCAUCAGCGUCGCCGCCUCGUACUCCACCGGGAUCAGCAAGGCCAUCUCCGGAGACGGCAAAACCAAGCCUCUGGGUGGAGUGAGGAACCUGCAGGUUCUGAACCCCACCAUGACCACCCUCAACGUCCGCUGGGAGCCCGCCGAGGGCCGCGUCAAGGAGUACAAGGUCGUCUACGCUCCCGCCGCAGGAGGCCCCGAGAGCAUGGAAACGGUGUCACCGGGAACCACGGCCACUGUCCUGCGGGGUUUGCAGCCCGACACGCUCUACACCGUCUCCCUGGUGCCCGUCUACGCCGAAGGAGACGGGAAGGUCAUGUCUGAAAACGGAAAGACGAGGCCUCUGGGAGGAGUGAAGAACCUGCGUGUGACCGACCCCACCAUGACCUCCCUGACCGUGAACUGGGAACCAGCUGACGGAGCGGUCCGCCUCUACAAAGUCUUCUACGUGCCGAAAGCCGGCGGGCAGGAGCAGAUGGAGCAAGUUCCUGCUGGAACCACAACCAUCAUCCUCAGGAACCUGAUGCCCGACACGCCGUACACGGUGUCGGUGCUGCCCGUGUAUCCCGCCCGGGAAGGAAAACGCCAGUCCGAAGACGGAAAAACACUGCCUUUGAGUGGCGUUGGCGACAUGAGGGUGACCAAUCCCACCAUCACCACGCUCACCGUCAACUGGAACGCCGCCGACGGCAACGUGCAGGGAUACAAGGUCAUCUACUCGCCUGUCGAUGGAGGCUUGGAGAUCGUGGAGGAAGUUUCAGAGAGCACCACAUCAAUCGUCCUGCAGAAACUGCUUCCCGACACGCGCUACAAAGUGAUGGUGGUCCCCGUCUACGCAGAAGGCGACGGACCCAGUCUGUCCGACGUGGGAAAAACCCGCCCGCUGGGCUCCGUGAGGAACCUGCAGGUCACCGAUCCCACCACCAGCACGCUCAACGUUCGCUGGGAGCCGCCCGAGGGGAACGUUCGCGAGUACAUCGUGAUCUGGGCGCCGACUGCCGGAGGAGACCCCGACAACGAUCAGGUUUCCGGGACCACCACGUCCACCGUCCUGAAGAACCUGGACCCGGACACCGAGUACACCGUCACCCUGGUGCCCGUCUACCACGAGAUGGAGGGGAAGCCGCAGUCCGAGAAAGGGAGGACGAAUCCUUUGGGUGGUGUAAAGAACUUGCAGGUCAUUGACCCGACCUUCAACACCCUGACGGUCCGCUGGGACCCGGCGGUGGGCAACGUCCGGAGCUACAAGGUCUUUUACGCUUCUGAACCAGGAGGAGAAGAGAAAGUGGAGGAGGUCACAGGCGGCACCACCACAACCAUCCUGAGGAACCUAGAAUCCGACACGCCCUACAACGUGGCCGUUGUUCCCAUCUACCCUGACACGGAAGGCAUCAGGCAGGCCGAAAAGGGGAGGACAAGGCCCCUGGGCGGAGUGAAGAAUCUCCAGGUGACCGACCCCACCGUCAACUCGCUGAGGGUGCGCUGGGAGCCGGCCGAGGGCGACGUCAGGCAGUACCAAAUCAUCUACGUCCCCGCCGCCGGAGGCUCCGAGAGCACGACUCCGGUGUCAGGGAUGACGACCAACACGAUGCUGCGGGAGCUGCGUCCGGACACCGAGUACAAAGUGACGGUGGUGCCCAUUUACAGCGACACGGAGGGAAAACGCAUGUCGGAGAACGGAAAGACGAAGGCUCUGGGCGGCGUGAAGAACCUGCAGGUGACCGAGCCCACCACCAGCUCCCUCAAGGUGCGCUGGGAGCCGGCGGAGGGCAACGUCCGGCAGUACCGCAUCUUCUACGUGCCGGCGACCGGAGGCGCCGAGGACAUGGAGCAGGUUUCGGGCGGCACCACCAACACGGUCCUGAGGAACCUGCUGUCGGACACUCCGUACACCGUGACCGUGGUUCCCGUUUACCCCGAAGGAGAAGGUCUGCGCCAGUCCGACAACGGAAAGACACUGCCGCGUACGCCACCCAGGAACAUCCAGGUGUACAACCCCACCCCCAACAGCCUGAACGUCCGCUGGGAGCCCGCCUCGGGCCAGGUUCAGCAGUAUCGGGUGGCUUAUUCCCCCCUGACCGGGACCAGACCCGCGGGCUCGGUCCUCGUACCGGGAAGCGUCACCAACGCCUUCCUGGACAACCUGGUCCCGGAUACUCCCUACUCCAUCAGCGUCUCGGCCAUGUACGCCGACGCCGAGGGACCGCCGGUCGACGGCAAAGGCAAAACAUUACCCCGAGCCGGGCCCAGGAACAUGCGCGUGUACGACGCCACCACCAGCACGCUGACCAUCGGCUGGGACCACGCCGAGGGCCCGGUGAGGCAGUACAGGAUCUCCUACGCCCCCAUGACCGGAGACCCCAUCACUGAAUUUACCGUGGUACCAGGGAACAGGAACAACGCCCAGCUGCAGAAUCUCCUGCCGGACACCCCGUACAACAUCACCGUGGAGGCCGUGUACGCCGAGGGGCCCGGAGGGUCGCUCAACGGGAACGGACGCACAGUCGGCAUGUUGAGUCCCAGAAACCUGCGGGUGUCGGACGAGUGGUACACCCGCUUCAGGGUGGCCUGGGACCCCGUUUCUGCCCCCGUGCAGGGCUACAGGCUCAUCUACACCCCUCACGGCAAAAACCAGCCGAUCGAUUUCUUCGUGGGCGACGUGUCCUCGUACACGCUGCACAACCUGCAGCCUGGAACCACCUACGACCUCAAGGUGCUGGCUCAGUACCCCAACGGCAUCAGCGCCCCCCUGCCGGGCCAGGGAACCACACUCUACCUGAACGUGACCGGCAUCGAGACCUACAACGUCGGCCACGACCAAUUCUGCAUCAAGUGGACCCCUCACCGGGCGGCCACGUCCUACCGCAUCAAGCUGAACCCCGUGGACCCCUCCAGCCUCGGACAGCAUGAAGUCACCAUCCCCGCCGGCCUGCCUCAGUACUGCUUCGACGGACUGUCGCCCGAAGCCCUGUACACCGCCACCGUCUUCGUCCAGACGCCCAACCUGGAAGGACCGGGGGUCAGCGUCAACGAGAGGACCCUGGUGAAGCCGACUCCGGUUCCAACGCUGCCACCGACUCCUGCGCCUCCACCCACCAUCCCCCCUGCAUGGGCAGUUUGCAAAGGGGCCAAGGCGGACGUGGUGUUCCUGAUCGACGGCUCGUGGAGCAUCGGCGAGGAGAGCUUCAACAAGGUCGUCAACUUCGUGUCCGACAUGAUCGCCGCCUUCGACGUCAUCGGACCCUCGGGGAUGCAGGUGUCGUUCGUUCAGUACAGCGACGACGCAAAGACGGAGUUCAGACUCAACGCCUACCAGGACAAAGGCGUGGCCAUGUCGGCGUGCCACCAGGUCCGCUACAAAGGAGGGAACACCAAGACAGGAGUGGCGCUGAAGCACACGUACGAGAAGGCCUUCUCCGUGGAGAACGGCAUGAGGAGGAACGUCCCCAAGGUGGUGGUGACCAUCACCGACGGGCGCUCGCAGGACGAGGUGAAGAAGAACGCCGCCAAGCUGCAGCACGCAGGCUACAGCGUUUUCUCCAUCGGCGUGGCCGACGUGGACUUCGUGGAGCUGCAGGAGAUCGGCAGCAAACCCAGCGAGAGACACGUGUUCGUGGUGGACGACUUCGACGCCUUCAACACCAUCAAGGAAAACCUGGUCACCUUCAUCUGCGAGACGGCCAGCUCCUCCUGUCCCUUGAUUUACCUGAACGGCUUCACCUCACCUGGCUUCAGGAUGCUGGAGGCGUUCAACCUGACGGAGAAGACGUACAGCUACAUGAAGGGCGUCUCCAUGGAGCCCGGCUCCUUCAACAGCUACACGGCGUACAGACUCCACAAGGACGCCUUCCUGACGCAGCCCACCACAGAGAUCCACCCCAACGGCCUCCCCCACGCCUACACCAUCAUCCUGAUGUUCCGCCUCCUGCCCGACACCCCCGCCGAGCCCUUCGACAUCUGGCAGAUCUCCAGCAGCGACCACAAGCCGGAGACCGGCGUCACCAUUGACCCCUCCAGCCAAACGGUGUCGUUCUACAACAAAGACGAACGUGGAGAGACCCAGAGGGUCACGUUCGACAACAGCCAAGUGAAGAGGAUGUUCCACGGCAGUUUCCACAAGCUCCAUAUCCUCGUUUCAUCCACCGGUGUCAAACUCAACAUCGACUGCCAAGAAGUGGCGGAGAAGGAGAUUAAGGCGGCUGGAAACACGUCCAGCGACGGCUACCAAGUCCUGGGCAAGAUGUCCAAGUCCAUCGGCUCCAGAGGAGAAUCGGCAACUUUCCAGCUCCAGAUGUUCGACAUUAUCUGCAGCUUGGGCUGGACCAGCAAGGACAGAUGUUGCGACCUCCCGUCAAUGAGGGACGAGCUGAAGUGUCCCGCGCUUCCAAACUCCUGCACCUGCAUCUCAGAGUCUAACGGGCAGCCGGGCCCUCAGGGGCCAGUGGGAGCCCCCGGCAGCAAAGGUCCCCGAGGGGAGAGAGGAGAGGCGGGCCCUGCGGGACCCCUCGGCCCGAGAGGAGACAACGGACCGCCCGGGCCCAUGGGCCUGCCCGGCCCCCAGGGGCCCAUCGGCCUGUCCAUUCCAGGAGAAGCCGGCCGUCCCGGACCCAAGGGAGACCCCGGUGACUCUGGUCUACCUGGACAGAAAGGCUCACCUGGCCCUGCGGGACCCUCCGGCCCCAUCGGACCAGCUGGAGUGAGGGGUCCUCAAGGAAAGGAAGGACCAGCUGGACCCAGAGGCCCCGCAGGGCCCAUGGGACCGCCAGGUUCUCCUGGAAUACCGGGAUCUGCCGGAAAACCGGGAAACCCCGGAGACACGGGUUCACCCGGUGCUGCUGGUCCCAAAGGAGACAAGGGAGAGAGAGGCGACUUCGCUCCUCAGAACAUGAUGCGAUCCAUCGCCAGACAGGUUUGCGUGCAGCUCGUCAGCGACCAAAUGUCUCGCGUCAACUCCUUACUGAACCAGAUCCCCAACGGCAUGUACCGCAGCGCCACGCCGGGCCCCCCGGGGCCUCCCGGACCCCCCGGCAGUCAGGGGCCCCGCGGAGAGCCCGGCGCCGCCGGCAGGAACGGCUUCCCCGGGAGUCCCGGCUUACCCGGCCAGCAGGGAGAGCCAGGUCAAGCAGGAGAAAAAGGUGAACGAGGAGUUUCCAGUGUCGGACCCAAGGGACCGAGAGGACCUCCAGGUCCACCAGGAGAAUCCAGGACGGGCCCUCCGGGACCGCCGGGGUCUGCCGGACCCCGCGGACCCCCGGGACGUCCGGGCCAGGCUGGAAUCCGAGGGCCUCCCGGACCCGCCGGAUACUGCGACUCCUCUCAGUGCGUCGGUAUUCCUUACAACGGGCAGGGAUAUGCAGGCACCCGAGUCGUCCCGGUCCCAGCGGAGGAAGACCGCUCACAAAACCAGCGCCGAAAGAGAUCGCUAUCAAGAAAGGCGUCCGACAGGCUAACGUCAUAAAAACAACCCAUCUCCCCACUUCUCUGUUUCUCUUAGUUCAACCUGUGUCCGUUCUUGGGUUUAAUGCGCAGAAAUAAAAAAUGGGGUUUGACACCUCAGCUUUAUUGGAAAGUACCUUCAAAUGCUUAAAAUGUAUGUGAAUAUAGUUCUCUGUGUGGCAGGUGAAGGGUCUGGACGGACGGACGGACGGAGGGUGGGAGGGUCUUAUUUUGUUGGGCAGAAUUUAUUUUAAAUGGAAGAAAGAAAAACGUGCCUGUGAGCUUUCCUUUCCCACCUGUGUCUUUUUUUUUGCUUGUAACAUAUUUGCAUUGAGUUUGUGUUGAUGGGCAGUGUUGAACAGUGCACUCAUUGUAACCGAGCUAGCGAUGGUAGCGCCGAUAAGAAAACGUUCACAGCGUCCAGACAUCAGAAGAGGAACAAUAUCUGUUUUAUUUUUCUCCCUGUCACAGUUCACCCAGUAUGUUGAAUAUAUCCGCUGUCACUCGGCUCCGUGUCGUUCGGAAGGAGGUUCAGCUUCAGAUAAACACCGCUUUCAUUUUGUAUCUCUAGGCUUAGUAUUUAUCAGUUUUCCUUUACUCCGUCACAGCUAACUUUACCAAAGGUGGAAUUGCAUGUCUGUGGUGUAUAUUUAGUACAUGUUUGUGUUACAUUUCAAAUUUUUUUUUUUUUUUAACCAGAAUAUAGUUGUUGUCAUUCUUGUCAUUUUCUCAGUAUCGAAAGCGGUCGAAACCCUGCGUGCAAGACUAUGGAAAUGGUGUUGCUGCUUCAUGUUUUCACCGCAGAUUGUGAAUUCCACAGCCUUAUUUUCUUAUUUAUUUCUGAAAACAGAAGAGGCAUUUUUCAA